Aaosphaeria arxii CBS 175.79 is the source of this 522-nucleotide messenger RNA. RefSeq lists its product as uncharacterized. The record is from RefSeq and is a predicted model, not a curated record. The transcript has 4 exons. Gene Ontology annotation, cellular component: P-body; RNA polymerase II, core complex. Gene Ontology annotation, biological process: nuclear-transcribed mRNA catabolic process, deadenylation-dependent decay; positive regulation of translational initiation; transcription initiation at RNA polymerase II promoter. NCBI's taxonomy places the organism in Eukaryota, Fungi, Ascomycota, Dothideomycetes, Pleosporales. Gene Ontology annotation, molecular function: translation initiation factor binding; nucleotide binding. Bases 1 to 522 code for a protein of 173 amino acids.
AUGGACGACGAAAUGCGAGAUGCCCCGCAGGCCCCUGUGGCUCCUAAGCCUGUCUUCAGAGCGCCCAAGCUCGUGUCGCGACCCAAACCUGUCCUUCAACAGGAGGAGGAACUAGGUGCCGAGCCAAAACUGGGCGACUUCGAAGAUGUCCACGCCCUUUCCGUGUCUCAAGCGCGCGCCGUCAUCACGGCUGUUCACACUGCGAGGAAAAAGAAGGAUGCUUCACACAACCCUCUGGGAGGAGAUCGGAUACAUAAUGAUUCUCAGACGAUCCAGCAGUUCACCGAAUAUCUGGAGCAAUUCUCACGCUACAAGCAAGCCGAGAACCUCCAUGCGCUUGAUGGCCUAUUAGAUUCCAACCCAGAGCUCACCAGUGUAGAGAAGGCCAUGCUUGGCUCUCUGUAUUGCGAUACCGCCGAUGAGGCAAAGACUCUCAUCCCCUCAAUCGCCACUAAAAUCUCUGACGAGACACUGCAGAAUCUAUUAGAUGAAGCCACCAAACUACAGGAUCGUUUUGGCUAA